Messenger RNA from Malania oleifera, 2817 nucleotides. RefSeq names its product cation/H(+) antiporter 14-like. Gene Ontology annotation, biological process: regulation of pH; proton transmembrane transport. Gene Ontology annotation, molecular function: antiporter activity. The transcript is spliced from 3 exons. Bases 108 to 2429 code for a protein of 773 amino acids. Gene Ontology annotation, cellular component: membrane; endomembrane system. The record is from RefSeq and is a predicted model, not a curated record. NCBI's taxonomy places the organism in Eukaryota, Viridiplantae, Streptophyta, Magnoliopsida, Santalales, Ximeniaceae.
UCUCUCUCUCUCUCUCUUAUCCUCCUCGGAAUUUGGACUCAUCCUCAUUGUAAUUUAAACUUUUGUUUUUGGUUUCACCUCCAACGGAAUUCAUUUUUGGGAUAAAAAUGGAUUCAAGAAGCCAAACAAGGAGCGUGUCUGGAAUGAUCGAUGAAGAAGAAAUGAUAUGUGAGUACGCCAACAUGAUCACCUCCAAGGGUUUGUUCAUGGGAGAUGAUCCUCUUCGUUACUCCUCCCCUGUUCUCAUGGCACAGAUUGUUCUCAUUCUCUUUUCCACCAGAUGUGUCUAUGCCCUGUUGAGACCUCUUGGCCAAAGCCCAAUCAUUACAAAUGUCAUAGCUGGUAUAAUCCUGGGUCAGUCAGUUCUAGCAAGGAACAGCUCCUACUCGAGCAAGUUGUUCCCUCCAGGAGGCACACUUGCGCUUGAAACAUUUGGACAUUUUGGGAACAUGAUCCACUUGUUUGUGCUGGGAGUUCGGCUUGAUGCGAGCCUUUUGAAGAGGAUUGGAAGAAAACCGAUGAUCAUAGCUCUCUCUGGCAAUGCACUCCCUGUAGCACUUGGUUUUCUGACCUUCCUGAUCACGACGCCCACAACCAACAUGAGCAGGCAACUGAUUUUUGGACUUCAUUUUACACUGAUGAGGAACUCUGUCACCCACUUCAUCUGCACCACCGGCGUCCUCGCCGAUCUUGACAUUCUCAACUCGGAGAUCGGCCGCCUGGCCUCUUUCACUUCCCUCAUCAGCGACGCAAGUAGUUGGUUCGUGGUUGAAUUAUUGCCCAAAUUCAUGUUUUCACUUUCUUUGUCCACAGUCGCACCACUUAUGCCCAUUCUGGUUUUGCUGGCGUACUACGGCUUCAUUUUCUGCAUUCUUAGACCUCUGGCGGUAUGGAUGGUGAGGUGCACUCCUGAAGGAAAACCCAUGAAGGGGCAACACUUUUUUGCAAUUCUUAUAAUGGUUUUGGUAGUGGGGUUCUCUGGGGACUACAUUGGGCAGCAUUGUGGAUUUACAGCUUUUGUCUUUGGCAUGUCUUUACCCUCUGGGCCGCCAUUGAGCUCGACUUUGGUGGAGAAGCUUAGCACCGUUGCUUCCGGGCUGCUGCUUCCCAUUUUUUGUGCCAGCAGUGGGAUGAGGACUGAUGUUUCGGCACUGGAAACAGGGACAUGGGUGUUAACAGAGAUGCCCAUUUUUAUGGGAUAUUUGGGAAAGUUUGCAGGCACCAUUUUGUCAAUGCUUUAUCUUGAUUUUCCGCUUUGGGAUGCUUUGUCUCUGGCUUUGAUCAUGUGCUGCAAAGGAAUUGUGGAGAUUGCUAUGUAUAUGGCCUUGUUGGAUUGCAAGCUUGUAACGAACCAAACGUUUGCCCUUCUAGUGAUCAGCAUGGUGACUAUAACUGGGAUUUGCACACUCGUAGUGAGUUACCUUUAUGAUCCUUCACACAAAUACAUAACACAAAAGGGAGGGACCAGUCUACCCUACCGGAAAAUGAUGGAUCUCCGCUUACUGGUUUGCAUCCACAGUGAGGAAAACGUACCCCCGAUCAUCAACUUCCUUGAGGCCUCCAAUCCCACAAGAACCAGCCCCAUAUCCAUAUUGGUCCUCCAGCUAAAAGACCUGGAAGGCAGGGCAACCGCCACUCUUACACCUGUUGGGCAUAAAAACAAGUGUUCAUCCCAGCUCACGCGCUCUGAGCGCAUCGCCAAGGCCUUCAAUAACUUGGAACAGACCAGCCGUGGCUGCAUCAUGUUGCAGCACUUUGUUGGUGUUGCGCCAUAUGCGAGCAUGCACGACGACAUAUGCACCCUCGCAGUCGACAAGAGAACAAGCAUUGUGAUCAUCCCAUACCACAAGCACUGGGGCAUUGAUGGGACUGUGGAGACCGUCUUCCCCUCCAUUAAGAUUGUCAAUGAAAAUGUCAUCAACAAGGCUCCUUGUUCUGUGGGAAUCCUCAUCGACCGAAGCCAGAAAGGUGGGAAUCAGCCUGUUUUUGCUGCAGGCUCAUCAUUGUACCGCAUUGUCAUGAUCUUCCUUGGCGGUGCUGAUGAUCGGGAGGCACUCGAAUAUAGCCAACGCAUGGCUGGACAUCCUAACGUGUACCUCACUGUGGUUUGGGUUAAAUCUCAAGUUUUAAACAAUGAGAAGGAGAUGUACCUUGACAGUGAAAUGAUGCAUAACUUGAGGGCUGAUACGAUAAGCAAGGAGAGGAUUGUUUACGAGGAAGAGAUUGUGACAGAUGGGGUUGGAACGACACGGGUAGUUCGAUCAAUGGAGACGACUUGCGAUCUAUUCAUAGUGGGAAGACGACACGAUCCACUGUGUCAUGCUACACAAGGCCUAACAGAGUGGAAUGAGUGCCCAGAGCUGGGGACAGUAGGAGACAUGUUAACCUCAUCAGAGUUUCAGUUUUCAGUACUGGUAAUUCAACAUUGACUGUAUCUAGAAGAUGGGCUGUAAGAUCUUUGUUCUGACUGUAGGCAUAUACUCAUUUAGUGGUGUUUUGAUGUACAGGCUUUGUUUUUUUUUUGGCAGCUGGGCAGCUUAUUUUUGUACUGCUUGAAUAUUUAGUUCAGUAAUGAAACCAAACUCCAUUUUUUUCUGGGUGAAAUUGGAAAAGAGAAGGAGCAAAAAAGAGAGCCACAUUGUCAUACGUCACAAGUUAAGCUUGUUUAGGACAUUAUGUUUGCCUGUAACCGUUUGUCUUGUGUGUUUGGAAUGAGUUUCCAUCAUGUAAAUACUAGUGUAGGAUUAUUUUCCGUUAGUAGUGUCUUUGUAUGCCAAAUAAGGCAAUAUAACUCCUCGGUCACUUUGAUGUUUCCUA